AUGAUUGUGAUAUUCUCUCCUCUCCUCUCUCUCCUCUCUGUCUCCUCCUCUGUCUCCUCCUGUCUCCUCUCUAUCUCCUCUCUGUCUCCUCUCUCUCCUCCUCUGUCUCUCCUCUGUCUCCUCUUUGUCUCCUCCUCUGUCUCCUCCUCUGUCUCCUCUCUCUCUCCUUUCUGUCUCCUCCUCUAUCUCCUCUCUAUCUCCUCUCUGUCUCCUCUCUGUCUCCUCUCUAUCUCCUCUCUGUCUCCUCCUCUAUCUCCUCUCUGUCUCCUCCUCUAUCUCCUCUGUCUCCUGUCUCCUCUCUGUCUCCUCUCUGUCUCCUCCUCUAUCUCCUCUCUGUCUCCUCCUCUAUCUCCUCUCUGUCUCCUCUCUGUCUCCUCCUCUAUCUCCUCUCUGUCUCCUCCUCUGUCUCCUCUCUCUCUCCUCCUCUAUCUCCUCUCUGUCUCUUCUCUAUCUCCUCUCUGUCUCCUCUCUAUCUCCUCUCUGUCUCCUCUCUGUCUCCUCUCUAUCUCCUCUCUGUCUCCUCUCUGUCUCCUCUCUGUCUCCUCCUCAGUCUCCUCCUCAGUCUCCGCCUCUGUCUCCUCUCUAUCUCCUCUCUGUCUCCUCUCUGUCUCCUCUCUGUCUCCUCUCUCUCUCCUCCUCUGUCUCCUCUCUCUCUCCUCUCUGUCUCCUCUGUCUCCUCUCUGUCUCCUCUCUGUCUCCUCUCUGUCUCCUCUCUAUCUCAUCUCUGUCUCCUCCUCUGUUUCCUCCUCUGUCUCCUCUCUGUCUCCUCCUCUAUCUCCUCUCUGUCUCCUCCUCUGUCUCCUCUCUCUCUCCUCCUCUAUCUCCUCUCUGUCUCUUCUCUAUCUCCUCUCUGUCUCCUCUCUAUCUCCUCUCUGUCUCCUCUCUGUCUCCUCUCUAUCUCCUCUCUGUCUCCUCUCUGUCUCCUCUCUGUCUCCUCCUCAGUCUCCUCCUCAGUCUCCGCCUCUGUCUCCUCUCUAUCUCCUCUCUGUCUCCUCUCUAUCUCCUCCUCUAUCUCCUCUCUGUCUCCUCCUCUAUCUCCUCUCUGUCUCCUCCUCUAUCUCCUCUCUGUCUCCUCCUCUGUCUCCUCUCUCUCUCCUCCUCUAUCUCCUCUCUGUCUCUUCUCUAUCUCCUCUCUGUCUCCUCUCUAUCUCCUCUCUGUCUCCUCUCUGUCUCCUCUCUAUCUCCUCUCUGUCUCCUCCUCAGUCUCCUCCUCAGUCUCCGCCUCUGUCUCCUCUCUAUCUCCUCUCUGUCUCCUCUCUGUCUCCUCUCUGUCUCCUCUCUGUCUCCUCCUCUGUCUCCUCUCUCUCUCCUCUCUGUCUCCUCUGUCUCCUCUCUGUCUCCUCUCUGUCUCCUCUCUGUCUCCUCUCUAUCUCAUCUCUGUCUCCUCCUCUGUCUCCUCCUCUGUCUCCUCUCUGUCUCCUCUCUGUCUCCUCUCUGUCUCCUCCUCUAUCUCUUCUCUGUCUCCUCUCUCUCCUCCUCUCUGUCUCCUCUGUCUCCUCUCUGUCUCCUCUCUGUCUCCUCUCUGUCUCAUCUCUGUCUCCUCCUCUGUCUCCUCCUCUGUCUCCUCUCUGUCUCCUCUGUCUCCUCUCUGUCUCCUCUCUGUCUCCGCCUCUGUCUCCUCUCUAUCUCCUCUCUGUCUCCUCUCUGUCUCCUCCUCUAUCUCCUCUCUGUCUCCUCCUCUAUCUCCUCUCUGUCUCCUCUCUGUCUCCUCCUCUAUCUCCUCUCUGUCUCCUCCUCUGUCUCCUCUCUGUCUCCUCCUCUAUCUCCUCUCUGUCUCUUCUCUAUCUCCUCUCUGUCUCCUCUCUAUCUCCUCUCUGUCUCCUCUCUAUCUCCUCUCUGUCUCCUCUCUGUCUCCUCUCUGUCUCCUCCUCAGUCUCCGCCUCUGUCUCCUCUCUAUCUCCUCUCUGUCUCCUCUCUGUCUCCUCUCUGUCUCCUCUCUGUCUCCUCCUCUGUCUCCUCUCUCUCUCCUCUCUGUCUCCUCUGUCUCCUCUCUGUCUCCUCUCUGUCUCCUCUCUGUCUCCUCUCUAUCUCAUCUCUGUCUCCUCCUCUGUCUCCUCCUCUGUCUCCUCUCUGUCUCCUCUCUGUCUCCUCUCUGUCUCCUCCUCUAUCUCCUCUCUGUCUCCUCCUCUGUCUCCUCUCUAUCUCCUCUCUGUCUCCUCUGUCUCCUGUCUCCUCUCUAUCUCCUCUCUGUCUCCUCCUCUGUCUCUCCUCUGUCUCCUCUCUCUCUCCUCCUCUAUCUCCUCUGUCUCAUGUCUCCUCUCUCUCCUCCUCUCUAUCUCCUCUCUGUCUCCUCCUCUGUCUCCUCUUUGUCUCCUCCUCUGUCUCCUCUCUAUCUCCUCUCUGUCUCCUCCUCAGUCUCCGCCUCUGUCUCCUCUCUAUCUCCUCUCUGUCUCCUCUCUGUCUCCUCCUCUAUCUCCUCUCUGUCUCCUCUCUGUCUCCUCUCUGUCUCCUCUCUGUCUCCUCCUCUAUCUCCUCUCUGUCUCCUCCUCUAUCUCCUCUGUCUCCUCCUCUAUGUCUCCUCUCUGUCUCCUCUCUGUCUCCUCCUCUAUCUCUUCUCUGUCUCCUCUCUGUCUCCUCUCUGUCUCCUCCUCUAUCUCCUCUCUGUCUCCUCCUCUGUCUCCUCUCUCUCUCCUCCUCUAUCUCCUCUGUCUCCUCCUCUAUCUCCUCUCUGUCUCCUCUCUGUCUCCUCUCUAUCUCCUCUCUGUCUCCUCUCUGUCUCCUCUGUCUCCUCUGUCUCCUCCUCUGUCUCCUCCUCUGUCUCCUCUCUGUCUCCUCUCUGUCUCCUCCUCUGUCUCCUCCUCUGUCUCCUCCUCUGUCUCCUCCUCAGUCUCCUCUCUAUCUCCUCUCUGUCUCCUCUCUGUCUCCUCUCUGUCUCCUCCUCUAUCUCCUCUCUGUCUCCUCCUCUGUCUCCUCUCUAUCUCCUCUCUGUCUCCUCUGUCUCCUGUCUCCUCUCUGUCUCUCCUCUGUCUCCUCUCUCUCUCCUCCUCUAUCUCCUCUGUCUCCUGUCUCCUCCUCUGUCUCCUCUUUGUCUCCUCCUCUUUCUCCUCUCUAUCUCCUCUCUGUCUCCUCCUCUAUCUCCUCUCUGUCUCCUCCUCUGUCUCCUCUCUGUCUCCUCUCUGUCUCCUCUCUAUCUCCUCUCUGUCUCCUCCUCUGUCUCCUCCUCUUUCUCCUCUCUGUCUCCUCUCUGUCUCCUCUUUGUCUCCCCCUCUCUCUCCUCUCUGUCUCCUCUCUGUCUCCCCCUCUCUCUCCUCUGUCUCCUCUCUGUCUCCUCUCUGUCUCCCCCUCUCUCUCCUCUGUCUCCUCUCUGUCUCCCCCUCUCUCCUCUGUCUCCUCUCUGUCUCCUCUCUGUCUCCUAUCUGUCUCCCCCUCUCUCUCCUCUGUCUCCUCUCUGUCUCCCCUCUCUCUCCUCUGUCUCCUCUCUGUCUCCUCUCUGUCUCCUCUCUGUCUCCUCUCUGUCUCCCCCUCUCUCUCCUCUGUCUCCUCUCUGUCUCCUCUCUCUCUCCUCUCUGUCUCCUCUCUGUCUCCUCUCUGUCUCCUCUCUGUCUCCCCCUCUCUCUCCUCUGUCUCCUCUCUGUCUCCUCUCUCUCUCCUCUCUGUCUCCUCUCUGUCUCCUCUCUGUCUCCUCUCUCUCUCCUCUCUGUCUCCUCUCUCUCUCCUCUCUCUCUCCUCUCUCUCUCCUCUCUGUCUCCUCUCUGUCUCCUCUCUGUCUCCUCUCUCUCUCCUCUCUCUCUCCUCUCUGUCUCCUCUCUGUCUCCUCUCUGUCUCCUCUCUGUCUCCUCUCUGUCUCCCCCUCUCUCUCCUCUGUCUCCUCUCUGUCUCCUCUCUCUCUCCUCUCUGUCUCCUCUCUGUCUCCUCUCUGUCUCCUCUCUGUCUCCUCUCUGUCUCCUCUCUGUCUCCUCUCUGUCUCCUCUCUGUCUCUCCUCUGUCUCCUCCUCUGUCUCCUCCUCUGUCUCCUCUCUGUCUCCUCUCUCUCUCCUCCUCUAUCUCCUCUGGCUCUCUCUGUCUCCUCUCUCUCCUCCUCUCUAUCUCCACUCUGUCUCCUCCUCUGUCUCCUCUUUGUCUCCUCCUCUGUCUCCUCCCUAUCUCCUCUCUGUCUCCUCUCUGUCUCCUCUCUGUCUCCUCCUCUAUCUCCUCUCUGUCUCCUCCUCUGUCUCCUCUCUCUCCUCCUCUAUCUCCUCUGUCUCCUGUCUCCUCUCUCUCCUCCUCUAUCUCCUCUCUGUCUCCUCUCUGUCUCCUCUCUGUCUCCUCUCUGUCUCCUCCUCAGUCUCCUCCUCUGUCUCCUCUCUGUCUCCUCCUCAGUCUCCUCCUCUGUCUCCUCUCUAUCUCCUCUCUGUCUCCUCUCUGUCUCCUCUCUGUCUCCUCCUCUGUCUCCUCUCUGUCUCCUCUCUGUCUCCUCUGUCUCCUCUCUGUCUCCUCUCUAUCUCAUCUCUGUCUCAUCUCUGUCUCCUCCUCUGUCUCCUCUCUGUCUCCUCUCUGUCUCCUCUCUGUCUCCUCUCUGUCUCCUCUCUGUCUCCUCCUCUGUCUCCUCUCUAUCUCCUCUCUGUCUCCUCUGUCUCCUCCUCUAUCUCCCUCUGUCUCCUCUGUCUCCUCUCUUUCUCCUCUCUGUCUCUCCUCUGUCUCCUCUCUAUCUCCUCCCUGUCUCCUCUCUCUCCUCCUCUUCUCCUCUGUCUCCUGUCUCCUCUCUCUUCUCCUCUCUUUCUCCUCUCUUCUCCUCUCUGUCUCCUCCUCUUCUCCUCUCUCUCUCCUCCUCUGUCUCCUCUCUGUCUCCUCUCUGUCUCCUCUCUUCUCUCUCUCUGUCUCCUCCUCUGUCUCCUCCUCUGUCUCCUCUCUGUCUCCUCCCUGUCUCCUCUCUCUCUCCUCUCUGUCUCCUCUCUGUCUCCCCCUCUCUCUCCUCUGUCUCCUCUCUGUCUCCUCUCUGUCUCUCCUCUCUCUCCUCCUCUGUCUCCUCUCUGUCUCCUCUCUCUCCUCCUCUGUCUCCUCUCUGUCUCCUCUCUGUCUCCUCUCUGUCUCCUCCUCUGUCUCCUCUGUCUCCUCUCUGUCUCCUCUCUGUCUCCUCUCUGUCUCUCCCCCUCUCUCUCUCUGUCUCCUCUCUGUCUCCUCUCUCUCUCCUCUCUGUCUCCUCUCUGUCUCCUCUCUGUCUCCUCUCUGUCUCCUCUCUGUCUCCCCCUCUCCUCUCUGUCUCCUCUCUCUCUCUCUCUCUCCUCUCUGUCUCCUCUCUGUCUCCUCUCUGUCUCCUCUCUCUCUCCUCUCUCUCUCCUCUCUCUCUCUCCUCUCUCUCCUCUCUGUCUCCUCUCUGUCUCCUCUCUCUCUCCUCUCUGUCUCCUCUCUGUCUCCUCUCUCUCUCCUCUCUCUCUCCUCUCUGUCUCCUCUCUGUCUCCUCUCUGUCUCCUCUCUGUCUCCUCUCUGUCUCCCCCUCUCUCUCCUCUGUCUCCUCUCUGUCUCCUCUCUCUCUCCUCUCUGUCUCCUCUCUGUCUCCUCUCUGUCUCCUCUCUGUCUCCUCUCUGUCUCCUCUCUGUCUCCUCUCUGUCUCCUCUCUGUCUCAUCUCUGUCUCCUCCUCUGUCUCCUCCUCUGUCUCCUCUCUGUCUCCUCUCUCUCUCCUCCUCUAUCUCCUCUCUCCUCUCUCUCUCUCCUCUCUAUCUCCACUCUGUCUCCUCCUGUCUCCUCUUUGUCUCCUCCUCUGUCUCCUCCCUAUCUCCUCUCUGUCUCCUCUCUGUCUCCUCUCUGUCUCCUCCUCUAUCUCCUCUCUGUCUCCUCCUCUGUCUCCUCUCUCUCCUCCUCUAUCUCCUCUGUCUCCUGUCUCCUCUCUCUCCUCCUCUAUCUCCUCUCUGUCUCCUCUCUGUCUCCUCUCUGUCUCCUCCUCAGUCUCCUCCUCUGUCUCCUCUCUGUCUCCUCCUCAGUCUCCUCCUCUGUCUCCUCUCUAUCUCCUCUCUGUCUCCUCUCUGUCUCCUCUCUGUCUCCUCCUCUGUCUCCUCCUCUGUCUCCUCUCUGUCUCCUCUCUGUCUCCUCUGUCUCCUCUCUGUCUCCUCUCUAUCUCAUCUCUGUCUCCUCCUCUGUCUCCUCCUCUGUCUCCUCCUCUGUCUCCUCUCUGUCUCCUCUCUGUCUCCUCUCUGUCUCCUCUCUGUCUCCUCUCUGUCUCCUCCUCUGUCUCCUCUCUAUCUCCUCUCUGUCUCCUCUGUCUCCUCCUCUAUCUCCUCUGUCUCCUGUCUCCUCUCUUUCUCCUCUCUGUCUCCUCCUCUGUCUCCUCUUUGUCUCCUCCUCUGUCUCCUCUCUCUCCUCCUCUAUCUCCUCUGUCUCCUGUCUCCUCUCUCUCCUCCUCUCUUUCUCCUCUCUGUCUCCUCCUCUGUCUCCUCUCUCUCCUCCUCUAUCUCCUCUGUCUCCUGUCUUCUCUCUCUCCUCCUCUCUGUCUCCUCCUCUGUCUCCUCUUUGUCUCCUCCUCUGUCUCCUCUCUAUCUCCUCCCCAUGUCAUUCUCUCUCCUCCUCUAUCUCCUCUGUUCCUGUUUUCAAGCUUAUAA
Messenger RNA from Knipowitschia caucasica, 6513 nucleotides. Lineage: Eukaryota; Metazoa; Chordata; Actinopteri; Gobiiformes; Gobiidae. The record is from the annotation of a GenBank genome assembly.